This is a messenger RNA of Colias croceus (clouded yellow), 1216 nucleotides long. It is a transcript of the gene wbl, whose product is annotated as protein windbeutel. NCBI's taxonomy places the organism in Eukaryota, Metazoa, Arthropoda, Insecta, Lepidoptera, Pieridae. The transcript has 2 exons. Gene Ontology annotation, biological process: protein secretion. The record is from RefSeq and is a predicted model, not a curated record. Bases 171 to 923 code for a protein of 250 amino acids. Gene Ontology annotation, cellular component: endoplasmic reticulum; endoplasmic reticulum lumen.
CAGCGACAGAAGAGGUGUCUAUUCACUAUUGUGAUUUGUGAUUUGUGUUGUUUCGUAUUUAACACCGGCUUUUAGAUAAACGCGAUAAUUAAAUAUUUCAAUAAAAACGACCGAUUUUUCUAGUAGGUAACUGUUAACAUAUUGUUAAGUUGUUCAUAGGCACGCUCAACAUGGAGAAAUUUUUACUAUUUCUCUCAAUUUUAUUUACUGUUCCUGCCGCUUAUAAAGUGUCUGCAUCAAGUGGGUCUAUCGAACUCGAUGAUUUUUCUUUUAAUAAAAUAAUUAAUGCAUUCUCUGCGUCGUUAGUAAAAUUUGAUGUUGCAUUUCCUUAUGGCGACAAGCAUGAUGCAUUUGUAGCUGUAGCCAAAGAAGCAACGGACGUUAGUGAACUAGUAGUUGCUGAAGUCGGUGUAAAGGAUUACGGGGAGAAGGACAACGAACAGCUCGCUAGAAAGUAUGGUGCAACAAAGGAGAACUUUCCAGUCGUUAAACUGUUUCUUAAAGGAAAUGAGGAACCCAUAACUUUUGAUGAUAGUCAAGGAUUUACAACAGAUCAGUUACGGCGUUUUGUAAGACAAAACACUGGAAUUUAUUUAAGCCUCCCUGGUUGUAUAAGGGACCUGGACAUGCUUGCUAUUGAAUUUAUGAAAUCUGCUAAGGAGGAAAGAAGUAAUGUUUUGAAAAAAGUAGAAGUGUCCUUGAAGGAACUAGCCAAAGAGAAUGCAAAUACUGGAAAGAUUUACAAGACAAUCAUGGAGAAAAUUCUAGAAAAAGGUGAUGAAUUUGUUAAGUCUGAAAACCAAAGAAUCAAGAAGGUGAUGAGCGGGAAAUUAUCAGAUGAAAAGAAACAAGAAAUGGGCCAUAGACUUAAUAUUCUACAAUCGUUUCAAUUGCAUGAAGUUCAAUACAAAGAUGAAUUGUAGUAACACUAUCAUAAUAUAACAACACAUUCCAUAUUUUUUAAGUUUUAAUAUAUAAAAUUAUUUUAUGACUGAGUGACUUAUUGAUGAGAAAGCAAUACCACUUUAAAUGUUUUAAGCAAUAUAUUUCGUUUCUUUCCUUUAUAAGGAAUAUAUUCAUUUAUUUAUAAUAAAUCUAUGAAGAGAAAUUGUUUGAUCAUUUGUUUUCAUAAGUUUAAUUGAAUUAUAUUUUUAUGUGUGAUAUGCACAGAGUGUGGUUUAGUUGUACACUAAAGAAAUAAAGGUGUGAAAGAAAA